AUGUCGUUAAAUGGAGGAAGGAAGAUUUUCAAAAUAUUAGAUCAUGGUAUUAUUAUGGAUGAUGAGGAUAAUUCUAAACAAUCACUGGUAUAUUAUAUUGAAUGGGAUGAUAAAUCAAAGAGUUGGGAAUAUUUAAAUGAAAGCCUUGAUUCCGAUCAUAAAAUUGAAGAAUACGUUAUGAAUAUUCAGCAAGUUAUUAAAAGACAAUGUUCAACCACCUCCUCGGAAGAAAUAACAAUUCCGAUUCAAUAUCGUGGUUCAUAUUUGAAAACCAAGAAGAAAAUAAUUAAUUCAGAAAAAAAGGAAGUUGAUUUAAUUACUGAAUGGUUAAUUGAUCAAUAUCACAAAAAGGCUAAUUCAUAUUUGAGAUGUCAUGCUGAUCGAGAUGAAAUUAUACUCUCAAUGAUUAACUAUUUAAUGGAGAGUAAUAAUUCUCAACCUAUUCUGGUUGUGGUUUUAGUUUCUCAAAUAGAAAGGUACAAGAAAUUACUCGCAACCAAUUUUCCUCAUGUUAAAGUUUUAACCUAUUAUGGAGUAAAGGAUGUAAGGGUUCCACUAUUUAACAAUUCGAAAAAGAGAGAUUUAGUCAAUCCAAGCAAAUUUCAUUAUACUUUUGAAAUCUGUUUAACAACUAUGGAGCUUUUAAUGAGGGAUUCGAAUCGCAUGUUAGAAGUACCAUGGAGAUGGUGUUUGUUUUAUGGUUUUUGCUAUGGAAAACGUAUGGAUACUGUUUCCAAAAUAACAAAUUGUCCAAUAUUGCUAACUGAAUCUGGAAUGCUUGACCUCAAUAUCUCAAUUACAUUCGAUAUUCUACACGCUCUCAAUUCUGAAUUAUUUUCUAAUUACGAAAAUUUCAAAGAAGAGUUUAUAGAGUUUCCAGACAAGGCAGAACAGUUAUUAAAACCAUAUAUGUGGGAUGAAAGUAAUAGACAGGUGUACUAUUGA
Molecule: messenger RNA, 945 nt
Organism: Naegleria gruberi
Lineage: Eukaryota; Heterolobosea; Eutetramitea; Acrasida; Naegleriidae
Exons: 1
Coding region: 1-945 (314 amino acids)
Source: RefSeq, a predicted model, not a curated record